UUGCGGGCGGCUGCGCCCGCGCCUGCCCUUGUUUGGCCGCGCGGGCUCGGGGGUGGGGAGCCUGGGAGGUGGGGGCGGUGCCGUCCGCGUCAGCGGCGCCCGCGGUGACGGCGACGUGCGGCCCGCGCCACUGCUGCCCGCGGACGCCGAGGACCCCCGGAGCUCAUGGCCCAGGCGAAGAUCAGCGCCAAGGCCCACGAGGGCCGCUUCUGCCGCUCGUCGUCCAUGGCCGACCGCUCCAGCCGCUUGCUGGAGAGCCUGGACCAGCUGGAGCUCAGGGUUGAAGCUUUGAGAGACGCAGCUACUGCUGUUGAACAAGAGAAAGAAAUCCUUCUGGAGAUGAUCCACAGUAUCCAGAACAGCCAGGACAUGAGGCAGAUCAGCGACGGAGAAAGAGAGGAACUGAACCUGACUGCCAACCGUCUGAUGGGCCGGACCCUCACUGUUGAGGUCUCAGUGGAAACGAUCCGAAACCCCCAGCAGGAGGAAUCCUUAAAGCACGCCACAAAGAUUAUAGACGAGGUGGUCAGUAAGUUCCUGGAUGACCUGGGGAAUGCCAAGAGCCACUUAAUGUCACUUUACAGUGCGUGCUCAUCUGAGGUGCCACCUGGGCCGGUUGAUCAGAAGUUUCAAUCGAUAGUCAUCGGUUGCGCUCUUGAAGAUCAGAAGAAAAUCAAGAGGCGAUUGGAGACUCUGCUGAGGAACAUUGACAACUCCGACAAGGCCAUUAAACUAUUAGAGCAUGCCAAAGGAGCUGGUUCCAAAAGCCUGCAAAACACUGACGGCAAAUUUAAUUAGCCUUCAAAUCCACAGGCCCUUACAAAAGAUGUAUAAAAAAAGAAAACUACUAUUUUAAAUAGCUAGUCUCUAUGUUAGGUAUAACCACUUAAUUGAUACUGGUAAUUAUUUCAGAUGGGGAGGUAUUCCAGUGUCGGAGACACACAGAUAACACUUAAAGCUAGGAGUAUUUCAGUCACCUACUUUGAAGUUUUGGACAGUGUUCCGUCUUGACUCUAGCACUGUAUAUUUAACUUCUGAAGAUGCACAAGUAGUGUGUGUGUGGGGGGAAUAAAAAAGAGGGGAGCGGCAAAAGUACCACUGCCCUUUCCUUGACUUCAGCCCAGAGCACCCAGUCCUGGAGGAGUGCACUCACACCAGCGUGAACAGAACACCCAGCCAUGGAGGAGUGCACUCACACCACAGUGUGAAUAGAGCACCCAGUCCUGGAGGAGUGCACUCACACCAGCGUGAACAGAACACCCAGCCAUGGAGGAGUGCACUCACACAAUAGUGUGAACAGAGCACCCAGCCCUGGAGGAGUGCACUCACAGCACAGUGUGAACAGAGCACCCAGCCCUGGAGGAGUACACUCACUCACACCAGUGUGAACAGAACAGCCAGUCCCUGGGGCAGUGCACUCACAGCAGUGUGAAUAGAUAACCCAGUCCCUGGAGUGGUAGAUUCACACUACAGUGUGAACAGAGCACCCAGUCCCAGGAGCAGUAUACUCAUACCAGUGUGAACAGAGCACUCAGUCCCUGGGGCAUUGUACUCACACCAGAGUGUGAACAGAAAACCCAGCACUGGAGCAGUGCACUCACAGCACAGUGUGAACAGAGGACCCAGUCCCAGGAGCAGUGUACUCCCACCAGAGUGAACAGAGCACCCAGCCCUGGAGGAGUGCACUCACAGCACAGUGUGAAUAGAAUACCCAGCCCCUGGAGUGCUGAAGCACCCAGCCCCUGGGGCAGUGCACUCACAGCACAGUGUGAAUGAAGCAUCCAGUCCCUGGAGCAGUACACUUACACCAGUGUGAACAAAGUGCCCAGCCCCCUUGAGCAGUGUACUCACACCACACAGUGUGCCUAAAAGGAUAAACACAUCAGAACUUCACCGUGCAUGGUCUCCAUGUUUUGGGCAUCUGUUUUCUCUAUGCAUCUCAUACCAUGUAUUUUUAGGUGUGUGUGUAAGCAUGAUGAAUGUGAGGAGCCCGCCUUCAUUUUACCACUGUGAAGCUCCACCCCCACCCUGUAUUCUGCAGGGCAUCCCUCCAGGGCCAGUGCUGACCACCUUCUUAAUGUGCUGCCUUGAGCCCACGCAUGUGCAGAGGGAGCACUUACUCAACCACUUCCCUCUGGACAGUUGGGUGGACGGUUUCAAUUUGUUGCUGUGACUACAACAUACUUAUGUCCGCUGAGCUUUAUUCUGUUCUUGGUCUUCUUUGUAUAAAAGUCCAUUAAUGGGUUCAUUGGGCCAAAGGAUAUAUACAUUUCCAUGGCCUAGAAACAUAUUUCUAAAUUUUUAUAAGUUAUCAAUCUGUACUGUCUUCGGUAAUUAAAAGAAUCCAUUUCGCUGAA
Molecule: messenger RNA, 2357 nt
Organism: Mastomys coucha (southern multimammate mouse)
Lineage: Eukaryota; Metazoa; Chordata; Mammalia; Rodentia; Muridae
Gene: Bag2
Product: BAG cochaperone 2
Exons: 3
Coding region: 166-798 (210 amino acids)
Biological process (GO): protein stabilization
Molecular function (GO): protein-folding chaperone binding; adenyl-nucleotide exchange factor activity
Source: RefSeq, a predicted model, not a curated record